Messenger RNA from Carcharodon carcharias (great white shark), 2631 nucleotides. It is a transcript of the gene sdha, whose product is annotated as succinate dehydrogenase complex, subunit A, flavoprotein (Fp). Lineage: Eukaryota; Metazoa; Chordata; Chondrichthyes; Lamniformes; Lamnidae. The coding region runs from base 54 to 2066 and encodes 670 amino acids. The record is from RefSeq and is a predicted model, not a curated record. The transcript has 15 exons. Gene Ontology annotation, molecular function: flavin adenine dinucleotide binding; succinate dehydrogenase (quinone) activity; electron transfer activity. Gene Ontology annotation, biological process: tricarboxylic acid cycle; mitochondrial electron transport, succinate to ubiquinone.
UAGUUCCCCCUCCCAGAAAUGGGCUGGUCCACUUCACCCCUCCCGCAUGCGGAAUGAGCUGGUCCGCAGGCAGUUCCAAGAUGGCGGCACGUUGCCUGGUGGCCUCACUGGUGAAGGGGCGGCUCGGACAGGUUCCUGCAGUGUUUCAAACUGCAGCUCACAGAUUCCACUUUGCCGUCAAUGGGAAACAUAACAAAAAUGCAACCAAAGUUUCAAAUGCAAUCUCCACUCAGUACCCAGUGGUUGAUCAUGAGUUUGAUGCGGUAGUGGUCGGAGCCGGUGGUGCUGGUUUACGAGCAGCUUUCGGUUUGUCCGAGGCUGGUUUCAACACUGCCUGUGUUACAAAACUCUUUCCUACCAGAUCUCACACAGUCGCUGCUCAGGGUGGAAUAAAUGCUGCACUGAGUAAUAUGGAGCCUGAUGACUGGAGAUGGCAUUUUUAUGACACAGUGAAAGGAUCUGAUUGGCUGGGAGAUCAAGAUGCAAUACACUAUAUGACCGAACAAGCACCAGCUGCUGUCAUUGAGCUGGAAAACUAUGGAAUGCCAUUCAGUAGGACAGAGGAAGGCAAGAUUUACCAACGUGCAUUUGGUGGACAAAGCCUACAGUUUGGAAAAGGGGGACAGGCUCAUCGCUGCUGUUGUGUUGCAGACCGGACUGGACACUCUUUGUUGCAUACGCUUUACGGCAGGUCAUUGCGGUAUGACACCAGCUACUUUGUUGAAUACUUUGCCUUGGAUCUCCUGAUGGAGAAUGGAGAAUGUCGAGGUGUCAUUGCACUGUGCAUGGAAGAUGGCUCUAUUCACCGGUUUAGGGCCAAUAAUACUGUGCUUGCUACUGGUGGAUAUGGAAGAACUUACUUCAGUUGCACUUCAGCACAUACAAGCACUGGAGAUGGAAGUGCCAUGGUUGCUCGAGCUGGAUUACCCAACCAGGACUUGGAGUUUGUCCAGUUUCACCCCACAGGAAUUUAUGGUGCUGGUUGCCUCAUCACUGAAGGAUGUCGUGGUGAAGGAGGAAUUCUCAUCAACCAGGAGGGAGAGAGAUUUAUGGAGCGCUAUGCUCCUGUUGCAAAGGAUCUUGCUUCAAGAGAUGUGGUUUCGCGAUCUAUGACCAUUGAAAUUCGUGAAGGACGAGGCUGCGGCCCUGACAAAGAUCAUGUGUAUUUACAACUGCACCACCUGCCCCCUGAGCAGCUGGCGAUGCGAUUGCCUGGUAUUUCAGAAACUGCCAUGAUUUUUGCUGGUGUGGAUGUCACCAAGGAGCCUAUUCCAGUCCUUCCUACAGUGCAUUACAAUAUGGGAGGUGUCCCCACCAACUUCAAAGGACAGGUGAUUAACCACACCAAUGGUAAAGAUGCUGUGGUCCCUGGCCUCUAUGCCUGUGGUGAAGCAGCCAGUGCUUCAGUUCAUGGAGCUAAUCGGCUUGGAGCAAAUUCUCUCCUUGACUUGGUGGUGUUUGGUCGUGCCUGUGCCCUAACCAUAGCCGAAACUUGCAAGCCUGGAGAAACUGUCGCACCAAUUAAUCCAAAUGCUGGAGAGGAGUCGGUAGCCAACCUUGACAGACUGCGUUUUGCUGAUGGAGGCACUCGCACAUCAGAGCUCCGAAUUAACAUGCAAAAGUGCAUGCAAAGUCACGCAGCUGUGUUCCGUACAGGCUCUGUACUAAAAGAAGGUUGUGAGAAGUUGAGUGAUUUAUAUCGUUCUCUGGAUGAUAUCAAGACAUUUGACAGAGGUAUUGUUUGGAACUCUGACCUAAUCGAGACUUUGGAGCUGCAGAACUUGAUGCUUUGUGCCCUACAGACCAUCUAUGGUGCAGAGGCCCGCAAAGAGAGCAGGGGAGCGCAUGCCAGGGAGGAUUUCAAGGUGAGAAUUGAUGAAUAUGACUUUUCAAAACCGUUGCAAGGCCAAGAGAAGAAAUCAUUUAAUGAACAUUGGAGAAAGCACACAAUCUCCUAUGUGGAUCCCAAGACCGGGAAGAUUACGUUGGAAUACAGACCUGUAAUUGACACGACGUUGGAUGCAAAAGAGUGUGCCUCAGUUCCACCAGCAAUUCGUUCUUAUUAAAUUUGGCUAGGCUGGUACAUCCAUUACAUACUAAAAUAACAUGAAAAAGUAACUCCCUGUUGUCAUAUUUAAUUAAAUUCUGAUAUAAUGGCAAAUGUGGUUCUUUUUGAACUAUCCAUAUGUUCUAACCAUAGGUAUGUUGUAAAGGGUAAACUACAUCUUUCACAUUAGUGUGACUCUGAAUCUACAUGAGCAGUGCUACGUCUGUACAUAGUGCUUUUUCAGCAGAAUGUGUAGUUAUCGCAGCCGCAUCAGAGGAUGUGCACUCUAUUGAAGAUACUUGAUUUUUCUCUGCCAGUUCAUUAAAAGUAAAUCCAUUGUAAUGCUGAACAACUGAUACUCAGAGAGGGGAUUUUCCGAUUUUAAUAAUUAUUCUGCUGAUGGCUAUUCUACCUUUCCACUGAUACAGAAUACAAAUUGAAGAUGCAUGCAAUUCAAAGGCAAAUAAACUAUUUAUUUGGUUGCUGAAGGACAAUAUCAGUGUGCUUGGGAGUGAUAUAAAAUAGUUAUGUAUGGUAGUUUAUUAUGUCUCACACAUGCUUACUGAUAAAAUGUAUAAAUGCUU